Messenger RNA from Angiostrongylus costaricensis, 783 nucleotides. NCBI's taxonomy places the organism in Eukaryota, Metazoa, Nematoda, Chromadorea, Rhabditida, Metastrongylidae. The record is from the annotation of a GenBank genome assembly.
AUGAAGAAGUUCCAACUCACCAGGCAAAACUACUUAAAAGCCAUAGAAUUUCUCACUAAUAAGUACGGUAAUCCUGAAGAACUCAUUCGCCAGCUCCUCAGAAAGAUGGACAAAAUCUCCCUUCACUCGUCGUCCAUACACGAGCAACGCAGACUAUUGGAAGACAUAGAAGCCAUCAUAGGCCAAUUAGUGCAAAAAGUCGGGAUCCAACGUAAAGUUAUUCACAAAAAGAUCACUUCUCCCGACGAACCCUUCACCAUGCAGCAGCUUCUAAAAUAUUUUGAAGUGGUUAUAACCAGCGAGGAACAGUGCAACGGGUCGUCAUGUCGUAAAUGCCAGAAACGUCACCACACAUCAUGUUGUCUCUUUCCGACACCAAACGAGAAAGCGUUCGCGCCACCUACGAAGAAUGCGAACGCCAAAAACGAGGCCAACGCCAGUAAACACAAAGAGAAAGAGCUUAAAAAACCGACUUCUACGUCCAAAAUAAACCACGUCGGACAAGAGACACCGGCCAAAGACAAAAGUUUCACGAAAUCUAGCACAAAACUGCAGUUAACUUUCCUACCCACAGGGGAAUUGACUAUAAUGAACCCAACCACAAAACAAUUAGAGAACGUUUCCGUCUUACUGGACACGGGAGCUGAGUUAUCCUUUAUCGACGAAAAUCUUGCACAAAAGCUAGGUCUACCGACGAUAGAAGAAAUUAACCUGCGGUUGAACACAUUCGGCUCAUGCAAUGUACAAGAACGCGUUUCACGAAAGGUCCCAUUACAGGUAUAG